Syzygium oleosum is the source of this 1191-nucleotide messenger RNA. Its product is annotated as BTB/POZ domain-containing protein At3g22104-like. The transcript is spliced from 2 exons. The record is from RefSeq and is a predicted model, not a curated record. Lineage: Eukaryota; Viridiplantae; Streptophyta; Magnoliopsida; Myrtales; Myrtaceae. The coding region runs from base 1 to 1191 and encodes 396 amino acids.
AUGGAAAUGUGCUGCAUUCUUGAAGUAGAUGUCAAUGGCCUUGAGACUUUCCUGGUGGACAAGAAUAUCGUGGCAUCGUUUUCAAGUAGGCUUAACAGAUUGUUUGGUAAAAAAUCAGGAGUAGUAAAUGGGGAGCUGAAAGUGAUCUUUCAUGAUUUUCCAGGAGGCUCUGAGGGUUUUGAGCUCAUGUCAAGAUUCUGCUACAACAACGGCAAAGUCGAGAUAAACCCUCACAAUGCUGUCCUAUUGAACCGCGUGGCGCGUUUCAUGGAAUUGUACUGCAACAAAGCACGGAGCAAUCAAAAUUUGGAGGAACGAACGGAGAAUUCCCUCAAAGGGAUCGACUACUGGCCUUGGUCUGAACUACUAAUAUCUUUGAAACAAUGCCAGGAUUUAUUCCCUGCUAAAGAUUCGUCUUUUUUAGUUCAGAAAAUUGUGGACUGCAUAACAGAAAGAUUAGCUUUGCCUGCUGUUGUGAGCUCGUGCGCGUCUUCAUCGGACAGUUCAUGUUAUCCUUGUUCAAGCAUGGAUAGUGUCAAAAGCAAUGGCUUUCACACGGCAUGGUGGUUUGAAGAUCUUAUGUUCUUGGAAAUUGAUUGGCUAGACAAAAUAGUGAGAGCAAUGGUAUCAAAAGAACAUGACCAUUUUGCCACAAGUAGAUUCCUCCUCUAUUAUCAAAAGUCGAAAUCCAUCGGCGCCACGGUCAUCGAGAAACGCAGGAUUUUAGAGGGUUCGAUCAAUCUGCUAUCUUUGGUGGAUCGGGACUUGAGCACCAUCUCUUGCAAAUGCCUCUUCGAGCUACUAUGCCUCGGAUUGAGGUGGAACAUAAGCAUAGGUCACAAAGAACUCUUGGAGAGCUUGAUUGGCUCACGGUUCGACCAAGCCACGGUCGAUCAUCUGCUUAUUCAAUCGCCUUGGGGGAAAAAGUACGCUUAUGAUGUCUAUUUGAUCAUCAGGAUUAUUAAAGCAUUCUUGCACAAAGGCGAUGAAUUACCCGUAGGUCAGCUCAAGAAGGUCGGCCACUUGAUUGACUCCUACAUAGGAGAAGUGGCUGCCGAUUUGCAUGUAAAGCCCGUGAUGUUCGAAGAGCUGGUCUCAAUCUUGCCGGAGGCUGUUAGAGACUCUCAUGACAGCCUAUACAGAGCCAUAGACAUAUAUGUUGAGGUACCAUACUUGGACAGCAAAUUCUGA